Molecule: messenger RNA, 684 nt
Organism: Suillus subaureus
Lineage: Eukaryota; Fungi; Basidiomycota; Agaricomycetes; Boletales; Suillaceae
Exons: 4
Coding region: 1-684 (227 amino acids)
Source: RefSeq, a predicted model, not a curated record
AUGUCGGACCCGGUCGCUUCCAAAUCUGGCUUCCUAUGCAUGUAUAUGAAGAACCAUCCUGAUACAUUGGUUGCAUAUGUCAAAUAUUUCGGGAAAGUCGAGGGUAACGUGCUCACUGCUGGGAUGUCUAGCAUUGACUCCAAGGGUAUGACGCUUGUGUAUAAUCUCAAGUCCGGACAAUCGAAUACGACUCGGGUGUCAUUCGACCCGCCGCUUUCAGGGUACGAGGAAGUCAAACCCCGGCUUCUGAGUAUGAAGGCAGAGGCUCAGGAGGGUCUUGGUAUGCUUAAAGCUCCACAAAUAACCACAUUCCAGAUUCCUCGUACGACUGCCAUCACAGGAAUCGCGUUGUUCGCAUACUUCUAUUUCCUUUCGCCGCCACCGCCUGACACCACAUUCCUCUCCAUACCUGUCACCACUAUGGAUGCAUUCUUCUCCCCAGCGCACGCGUUUAGAAACGCCACUGGUCUUGGUCUUUCCUUCCGAACCACCUGCACAAUACUCUGCGCCAUUCAUGGCGCUGAAACACUUUAUACCUGGUCACUUUGCAGGCAAUAUGUUAAGAGUGCCAUAGUAACGGCUGCUUAUGUUGGCUGUACGAUGAUAUUCGGAUACCCGAUGUGGACAGACCUCAAAAGACGCGUUCAACAGAAACGCAUUGAAAGCGUUAUGAAGGUUGAGUAA